Messenger RNA from Thalassophryne amazonica, 1185 nucleotides. RefSeq lists its product as uncharacterized. NCBI's taxonomy places the organism in Eukaryota, Metazoa, Chordata, Actinopteri, Batrachoidiformes, Batrachoididae. The transcript has a single exon. The coding region runs from base 164 to 1144 and encodes 326 amino acids. The record is from RefSeq and is a predicted model, not a curated record.
ACAAACAUAUCUUCUCAUUUUGGCAAAACGUCUCAGCCGGGACAGACAGGACUAUCAUCUGUUGAACUGAUCGAGGAAUUACAAAAUAGUUUCUACAGUUCAAUACUGCGAUUACUUUCAAUAGAAUCAACAAGAACACUUUGGACUGGUGAGAAGAGUCAUCAUGAUGUGUUCUGCUGCCGCGCUUGGUGCCGUUGUUCUGUGGAUAACCGCCAGCUUCUCUACAGCUAACAAGGGAGCCUGUGACGUCUACGCUGCAUCUGAACAGAGUGUGACGCUGCCUUUUGUCUAUGGUGCACUGACAAACUCUCAAACAUUGAGAUGGACACAUAACAAUGCCAUCAUUUUCUACAGGGAAUCAGGCAGCGUGUCGGUUGGAAAGCCCACAGACGUCUCUUCAACUGGAUCGCUUCUGUUGAAGAAUGUGAAGGCUUCAAGUUCUGGAUUAUACAAAGCAGUUGUCCUCCAUGCAAAUACAACAAUAGCUCAAACAUGGAGUGGUCAUUUGUGCGUGAUGGACAAGGUACCACAACCCCAACUCAGUUAUGUGUGUGACUCAAAGUCCAACACGGCUACGCUGACGUGCUAUGUGGCUAAACCUCAGGGCUUGACCUUCUCAUGGAGCCUCAAUGACAAGACCUUAACAAGUGAAACAAAACAAGUUCUCAUCAUAUCGCUGAAGAAGCUGACAGAAGGGAACUUUUCCUGUGGUGUUGCAAACAAAGUCAGCGAGGACAAAAGCACCAUGGUUCAUGUGAAGUGUGAAGGUCCAGCUGUGCUUUGUUUUGCACCUCAAACUGUGAUGGCGGUGUUAGCAGGCGGAGCGGGAUUGAUUCUGUUUUUGCUCAUCUUCAUCACCGUCAUGUUAUGUGGGUCACGCAGGCGGAGGAAAUGCGUAAUGAGCCCCAGCAAUGAAGGUGACGUCAGGAUGUGUUCCCUGAACCAGCAACAAGCCGUUCACAUCAGCCCGGACUAUGAGACAAUGUGCCCUGGUGAGGGUUCACCAAGCCCGAGCCCCAAACCUUCACCGAGGGCCUGUUACUGCACAGCUCCUCAGCCUGAAAGCAGGAACCAGCAGCUACCAGCAGGACCUUCACCCGUGCCCAAACCGAGAACGAGGAACCCCCAGGCAUCAGUUCUCUAAACGCUCCCCAGUUUUUACUUUUUAAAUAUGUAUUGUUGAUG